UAUGUUCUGUGGAUGUGAAUCGGCGUGAUAUAACCUCAAAUUCAACCAACACUUUUUAUAUCAUAUCAUUCAUAACUCAUAAAAACUAUAUGUUUAUGAUUAAAAGUAACUGUGUAAAUUAAAAUAUAUAUGUUUCAAUUUUAGUCAUUGUGCUAAUUAUUGGAAAUGGGAAAACGAAAAGGCAGAUGCUCCAAAAAAAAUCCUGCAAGCAAGCAGGCUUUGGAGCCCGAGCAUUUGGUGAAGGCUCCACAUUCAUUCGUUAUUCAUCGUGGUAAUUGUAGCAAGGACCUCAUAGAUCUCACUAAAGACUUCAGAAAGGUUAUGGAACCAUUUACUGCUUCGCAAUUGAAGGAAAGAAAGAAGAACACGCUAAAGGAUUUCCUAUCAGUGUCAGGUUUCCUUCACGUUUCUCACAUGAUUGUAUUCACUGAAACAGAGCUCGGCACUUAUAUGAGAUUGGCAAGACUGCCAAGAGGCCCAACAUUAACCUUUCGAAUUCAUAAUUAUGGUCUAGCCCGUGAUGUGAUAUCAUCACUUAAAAAGCAGUAUGUUAUCAUGAAGGCAUUUCAGAAUGCUCCCCUCAUAGUCCUCAACAGUUUCUCUGGAGAAGGGAUGCACAUGAAGCUAAUGGCUACAAUGUUUCAGAACAUGUUUCCUACAAUUAACAUCACUACUGUGAAAUUGAAGAACAUUCGAAGAUGUGUGUUGAUGAAUUACAAUCCCAACACAAAACUGAUAGAUUUUAGACAUUAUGUGAUCAGAGCUACUCCAGUAGGACUUAAUAAAGGAACAAAAAAGGUGGUGCAGGGGAAAAUACCAAAUUUGAAUCGCUGCAAGGAUAUGUCUGAAUUCUUUGACAAAGCUGGUCAACUAUCUGAGAGCGAGUUCGAGGAGGAUCCUCAGGCGCAGGUGUUGUUGCCGCAGUCGCUGGCGUCACGCGGCGCCACCGCAGACUCUAAGUCAGCCGUCAAACUCUACGAACUGGGACCCAGGAUAAACAUGCAACUUAUCAAGAUAGAAGAUGGACUGAUGGAUGGAGAAGUUCUAUUCCACGAGUUGAUAGAAAAGAGUGAAGAAGAAAAAGCAUUGAUCAAGAAACGGCGUGAAGAAAAGAAGCGACUGAAAGAAAAACGCAAAUCACAACAAGAGGAGAAUGUCAAGAAAAAGUUACGCGUAAAAGAAGAACUGAAACAGAAAUCUCUAGAAGGUAUUAAGAUAAAGAAAGAAAUGACAGAGAGUCAAAGGUUAAUGGAGUUGGCCGCUGUCGAGUCACAGAACGUAGGGGACAUGGAGCAAGACGACGAAGACGAUGCCGAUUACUACAGGCGAGAGGUCGGCGCGGAACCAGAGCAAGAUCUAUUCAGCGAGAAUUCGAGGAAACGCAGAGCGGACGAUAAUUCUGUUCGGGGAUUCAAGAAAAUGCGUCUCGACAAAAAACUCAAGAAAAAGUUCCAGAAAAACCAGGAACCAGACAAAAAGGUGAAUAAGAAAAACCAAAACGAAAGAUUCGGCAAAAACCAAGACGGCAAGAAAAAAUUCAGGAACCAGCCUGACGGAAGAAAUAAUAAAGCUAGUAAAGGUCAAAAACCGUUUAGCAAUCAAAAGAAAGUGUUCGGUGGUAAAAUUAAUAAAAAUAAAAUGGGUAGAAGUAGAGAAGGGAAGAGUAAAGGAAAGAGCAGAAAAUAAUAAUCUUGUAAAUAUAAGUUGGGA
Diatraea saccharalis (sugarcane borer) is the source of this 1710-nucleotide messenger RNA. The record is from the annotation of a GenBank genome assembly. NCBI's taxonomy places the organism in Eukaryota, Metazoa, Arthropoda, Insecta, Lepidoptera, Crambidae.